AUGCCCUGUGUUUAUGGAAGCCACCACAACAGUUUCCUCCCAGUGCUCUAUUCCCUGCUCUUUGUGGUGGGCUUCCUUGGCAAUAUGUUCAUGGUGUGGGUCUUCAAGGCAGGUAAUCAGCUGAAAACCAUGACCGAUGUGUGCCUUCUGAACCUGGCUCUGGCUGACCUGCUCUUGGUCUUGUCUCUUCCCUUUCUGGCCCACUAUGCUGGCCACAGCUGGAUUUUUGGGAGAGCUAUGUGCACCAUAGUCCUCGGUAUAUACUAUGUUGGAAUCUACAGUGGCAUCUUCUUUAUUGUGCUUAUGAGCAUCAGCAGGUACUUGGCUGUGGUCCAUGCUCUGAGGGUCCAAACUAAGAGGUAUGGGAUUGUGGCCUGCCUUGUUGUCUGGAUCUUAGCUGUGGCAGCGUCCUUCCCUGAGCUGUGUCACCUUGGAAUUGAAGAGAGACAUGGUGAGGUACUUUGCAGUGCAUAUCCAAGCAAUCACGCAGACCAUUACUUAAGAAUCGUUGGCUUCUUUAAAAUGAAUGUGUUGAGCCUGCUGGUCCCACUGAUCAUCUUGGGAUUCUGCUACACAAUGGUGCUUCGGAGGCUCCACAAGUUUCGCUCAUCCAUGAAACAUGGCAUGCGCCUCGUCUUCCUGGUCACUGUGGUCUUCUUCUGCUGCUGGACACCAUACAACAUUGCAGCGUUCCUCAAAAGUCUGGAACUGAAGAACAUCAUACCUGUAGACUGCGAAACCAGCAAAAGGAUUCUGGUGAGUCUGCAGAUCACUGAAGCUGUGGCGUACUCACAUAGCUGUCUGAAUCCCUUGCUGUACCUGCUUGUAGGAGAGAAGUUUAAGAAGCACCUCAUCAGGGUCCUGCGCCAGACACCUUGCGUCAAACUAAAAUUCUGCAAGAGCUGUCUGACCCUGCACUCACAGACCGCUAGCAUGGAAGAGCGCACUACUGCCAUUUAA
Messenger RNA from Colossoma macropomum (tambaqui), 960 nucleotides. RefSeq names its product C-C chemokine receptor type 4-like. Bases 1 to 960 code for a protein of 319 amino acids. Gene Ontology annotation, cellular component: membrane. The transcript has a single exon. Gene Ontology annotation, biological process: immune response; G protein-coupled receptor signaling pathway; chemotaxis. NCBI's taxonomy places the organism in Eukaryota, Metazoa, Chordata, Actinopteri, Characiformes, Serrasalmidae. Gene Ontology annotation, molecular function: chemokine receptor activity. The record is from RefSeq and is a predicted model, not a curated record.